Molecule: messenger RNA, 911 nt
Organism: Vicia villosa (hairy vetch)
Lineage: Eukaryota; Viridiplantae; Streptophyta; Magnoliopsida; Fabales; Fabaceae
Product: probable calcium-binding protein CML22
Exons: 4
Coding region: 133-795 (220 amino acids)
Molecular function (GO): calcium ion binding
Source: RefSeq, a predicted model, not a curated record
AUGGCAUCUCCACUUUGGAAUCCACUAUACUUUGUUUCUCUACUUUCAUCUUUUCUUCUCCUUCAAAAUUUCCAGGUUUUUCCUUCUUAAACAUAACACUUUUUUCCUUUUUCUCAAGUCUUUGGCAGGAAAAUGGGAUCAUUACUUUGUUGCAUGAGUGAACAGAAUGAAGAAAAGAGCUUGGAAAGGAAUCUAGAAAAGAAAAUAUCUGAUAUAAGAAGAAACAAAUUUGGACAAUCCAAAUUGAAAUCCAUUGAUACUAUAGUUAUGCUGUUCCCUAUGUUCAAGAAGAGACUAAAAACCUUAAGAGGAAUGUUUCAACAAUAUGAUGAGGACUCUAAUGGAUCCAUAGAGCCAGAUGAACUUAAAACUUUCUUAGAAGAUUUGGAACUUCAUCUUCAAGAGAAUGAGAUUGAGAAUAUUUUUCAGUACUGUGAUAUUGAUGGAAGCAAAGGGAUUCAGUUCAAUGAGUUUAUUGUUCUUCUAUGCCUCAUUCAUAUCCUAACAGAACCUUUAUCCUCUGAUGAUGCACCGAAGGCAGAGUUAGCGCAGUUAGGAGAAGUUUUUGAUUCCAUAGUUGAAAUAUUUCUGUUUUUCGAUAAAAAUGGUGAUGGGAAGCUUAACAAGAAGGACAUGAUGAGAACAAUGAAUGAGACUAACCCUAAAGAAAGAUCUCCAGCACACAUCACCAAAAACAGAUUCAAAGAAAUGGACUGGGACAGGAACGGACAAGUCACAUUCAGAGAAUUUCUCUUUGGUUUUAUUAAUUGGGUUGGAAUUGAUGCUGAUGAAUAGAUGCAUAAGAAGAAGUUACACUGAUUCAUAACAGUGCUUAAGAAGAAAAAUGUAUUGUAAAAAUCAGAACACUUUCCUUGUAAAUAUAUAUAAAUCGAGUCAUGCUUCAACAGAAA